AUGAAACAAGCUAAACAAAAUAUUUUUGACAGAAUCGCUGAAGCAAGUUUACGAGAAGGAAAAAUCCGACACCAUAACCUAAAUUCAUUAUCUCAAAAGCAGCAGCAAAAAGUCAUAAAACUUCAAAAAUCUCUACUAUAUUCCGGUCUUCAUCCUAUAUCAUUCAACCAAAGUUCUACCGAAAUUUCACGAUUUCAAGGCUUUUUAUGGGAUUCUUUGUACAAUUUUCCAAUUCUGAGUACAAAUAAUACUAAUGACACACAAACUUUUAUAUCAGCCAAAGAGUUCACAAUGCUUGCUGAUGAAGAUUUAAAAGAUAAUAUCAUUGCAAUCCAUGAAAAAAGUCCAUUUAAUAGAAGCGAAUGUGUAGAAAUUAUAGAAGAACCAUUUGGGUUUGAAACUAUGUGAAACGGCAGAGAAGAUAGCAUUGAUUCUUUAUUGAAGUUUAAAUCGUCUGAAGAAAAAUAUUUAAAAGCUGCAAAUACCUUGCUUGCUAGAGAAAAAAAAUAUUAAUAAAUAUAUAAAAAAUAAUUUUAAUGCCAAAAGUUAAGCCCUAUUUUUAUGAAAAAAUGAAAAUAAUAUUAAUAAAUAAUAUAUGAAAUUAUACUAUAAUUUAUAAACUUUUCUUCCAAUAUUUCAGCUAUGAAAAAAGACUGGAAUGAGCCUACCCCUUCUUCCUCAAUUCUAUUUGAUAUAAGUCAAUCUAACAUAGAAAGCAACAGAGAAAGUAUCUCAGAUUAUGAUUUUAGAUGCGAAAUUGGCUUAAAAGAAGCUUGAGAACACACAUUAGACAACACUCUAUCAAGCAGCGAAGAAGCAAAAAUUUCUAUAAUAAAAGAAAGCAUAACAAGCACAGUUGAGUUAAUCCCAGAACACACAGAUGAUUUAUCUCACAAUAUGUUCAGCUCUAUAGAAGCUUUAAAAUGUGCCCGAAAAGAAGGCAUGAUAAGACCUUCCCUGCUAUAUGACCCAUCAGUUACUUCAAAAGAUGAAGGUGAUAUGAGAAAAACUAUCAGAGAAUUUUUACCAAAAAAUGUGGCUUCGAAAAAUAAGCUAGGAAUUGGGUAUCAGCCUCCUUUAGCGUCAAAAUUAUUACCUAAAGUGUUAACACAGUCUACAACUAUAGCAUUUACUGAAGAUUUUGAUUCUUUGGAUUCCUCGUCUUUGAAUACUGACACAGAUCUUCCUGAUCCUUCGUCUCCUCUUUAUAGAAAGAUGGUUAUAUGUGCAGGGGAUACUGAGUCUGCAGAAAUUGCUGGCUCUAUAGCUUUUUCAGGGUUUAUAUCAGCUGCCCAAUUGGAAUUUUCUGAUAUUGAGUCAAGAUCAAAAGGGUUUAUUAAUUACAAAUUAUUUAAAAAAGACACUCUAACUGCGCUGUUUUCGCCUUAUAUAUUGACGAAUUUGCUGAAUAUGCCAGUUUCAUGGAUUUCUUGUGGAUUUGAGCAUUGUUGUUUGCUUACAGCUUCAGGAAAAAUUAUGAGUUGAGGAUAUGGAAUUUCUGGAUGCUUGCUCCUCCUGUGAGAGAGAUAAAUUUUUUGGUAAUGUCAUAAUAAGGUAAUUUUUUUAAUUUUAUAUUUAAGAAGGAAAAAGCAAUAUAAUUUAAAUUCUAUUUUUAAAGCGUAAAACUUUCAUUAUAAUUUAUUUAUAUGUCAAAUAUUAUAUAAAAAUUGUUGCUUGCUCUGAUUAAAUUGCACAUAUAGGAUUUAAGAACAGUUUUGCUCACCUAUGGGGAGUUAGGCCAUGGGGACACUAAUUCUUAUAUAUACCCUGCAAUUAUUUCAAGUAUUUCUAAUAAGCUUUUUAUAUAUCUGGAGUGUGGAGGAUAUCACACAGCAGCUAUAUCAGCAGAAGGAGAAUUAUUUACAUGAGGAAGAGGUGAUGUCAAUCAAUUAGGAAUUCCUAAAAAAGCAUUAUCAAAAGACGAAUUCGGCUACAGAGCUUUAAAUCCUUUGAGAGUUGAAUUUUUUUAUAGAAACCAUAAUAAAAUCAGAGGAAUUGCCUGUGGAGAAGCACAUACUUUGGCGUUUGAUUCUGAAGGGAAUAUAUAUGCAUUUGGAUGAGCUGAAGACGGACAGCUAGGACUACCAUCUAAUGAGCUAAAAAGAAAUAUGAAAACAAAAAAUAUAAAACAAAUUAAAAGCUUGGCCGAACAAAGAAUUAUAAAAGUGGGUGCUGGAGCUAUUUUUUCAGCUGCAUUGAGUGAUGAAGGACAGCUUUUUACUUGGGGAAAUGGGGAACAAGGACAAUUAGGUCUUUGUAAUGGUGCAAAAUUUUCAGAUUUUCCUUUGCCAGUGGAAUAUUUAAACAAAGAAUUUAUAAUAGAUUUCAUAUGUGGAGAAUCUCAUAUUAUUUGUUUAUCUCAAACAGGAAGGCUGUAUGGAUGGGGGAUGGGAAUUGCAGGAUUAUUUAAAAAUUGUCAGAAUGCAUACCCAGUAGGCUCAGAAAUAAUUUGUUAUCAGCCAAGAAUCCUCUCCGAGCUGGUAUCCUAAAUUACUUAGAAUAGUCCUGCAAAAGGUUAAAUCAACAAAAAUAGCGCACUCAAAAUAAUUAGUAUUCCAAAUGUAAUGUUCAGAUACAUUUUUUGCACAUUAAAUAUUUUUGACAUGUGAACUUUAAUUUCCAAAUGAAAAUAUAAUUGCAAAACCGCAGUUGGAAUACCUAUUGCUCUGCUCAAAAGGUGUCUGCUACAGACCAAUUAUAAGCAUUUACUAUAAUUGCUCAUCGGUUUAUUACGCCGAAAAAAUAUAUAGAGGACUAA
Molecule: messenger RNA, 2758 nt
Organism: Blepharisma stoltei
Lineage: Eukaryota; Ciliophora; Heterotrichea; Heterotrichida; Blepharismidae
Source: the annotation of a GenBank genome assembly